AUGGAGGAAGAUUGCUGCGCCACGCAACUCAUCUAUGGAGAUGGUAAGUUUAAUGCUGAUGGGCUCCAGAGGUUCGUCAAGGAAGUGAAGCUUGCUGAGUGUGGAGUCUCCUAUGGUGUUGUAGCCAUCGUGGGUCCUCAGAGCAGCGGGAAGAGCGCUUUACAGAACCAUCUGUUCACUACUCAAUUUGCAAACAGUAGAAGGAGCCAAACUACGAAGGGUAUAUGGAUAGCCAAGUGUGUUGGCAUUGAGCCUUGCACAAUUGCCAUGGAUUUGGAGGGUACUGAUGGCAGGGAGAGAGGCCAGGAUGAUACAUUCAAGAAGCAAAGCACCCUAUUUGCUCUGGUAGUUUCAGACAUUGUGCUGAUAAAUAUCAAAGGCUAUUCAAAUUAUGCACCCAUAAUUAAUGGUCCUGAAUCACAGCUAACAAGGCAGGAAAUGUUCAAAAGGUCUCUUGACGGGCAAGAAAAACCUUUUCUUGAAACAUUUUUUCAGGUCGUGAUGCGCUUUGGCAUCCCUCGUAAAACGAUGUUACUGUUUGUUAUACACGAUAAUUCAAAGACCCCGUUUCAACAUUGGCACCCUGGUUCGAGGAAAUUUAUACUGAAUGUAUUAUUCGGUAAAGCGCUAGAGGAGAUAUGGAAUGGAGUUCCGAAGCCCCAAGCCCAUAAAAGUACCCGCUUCAGUGAUUUCUUUAGCGAAGAAGUAGUUGUUUUGUCUAGUUAUGAAGAGAAGGAGAAGUUUAAGGAGGAGGUUACUGAACUGAGGCAGCGGUUGUCCCAUUCUAUUUCUCCAGGGGGGUUUUCUGGUGAUAGAAGGGGUCUUGUCCCUGCCUCAGGAUUUUCCUUUAGUGCACAACAGAUUUGGAAAGUAAUCAAAGAGAACAAGGACCUGGAUCUUCCCACUCACAAGGUUAUGGUUGCCACUGUUCGGUGUGAAGAGAUUGCAAACCAGAUAUUCAAUCAAUUGAUAUAUGAUAAGGGUUGGUUGGCAUUGAAAGAAGCUGUCCAAACUGGUCCUGUACAAGGUUUUGGUAAAAGGCUCAGCUCCAUUCUAGGCACCUAUCUUUCGAAAUAUGACAUAGAGGCCAUCUACUUUGACGGAGGUGCAAGGAACUCAAAACGACAACUUUUGGAGUCAAAAGCGUUGGAUUUUGUUUACCCUGCAUACACGACCAUGUUGGGACAUGUACGUUCCAAAGCGCUUGAAGAUUUUAAAGUGAGGCUGGAGCAAUCAUUAAACAAAGGAAGAGGAUUUGCUACAUAUGUUCGUAUCUGUACUCACUCUUCCAUGCUUGAGUUUGACAAAGGAUGUGCAGAUGCUGUCGUAAUACAAGCUAGUUGGGAUGCUUCAAGAGUUCGCGAAAAACUUCGACGUGAUAUAGAUGCACAUGCAUCAUCCGUUUGUAGUGCAAGGUUGUCAGAAUUGAAUGUGAACUAUGAGCAACAACUGUCUGCAUCUUUAACUGGACCAGUAAAGACUCUACUUGAAACUGGUGGAAAAGACACUUGGGCUUUAAUAAGAAAACUUCUUAAUCGUGAAACUGAAGUUGCUAUAUCAGAGUUUUCAACUGUAGUUGCCGAUUUUGAGUUGGACAAAGCAACAAUUGCCCAAAUGUUGCAACAUUUAAGGGAUUACUCAAGGAAUGUGGUGGAGAAAAAAGCAAGGGAAGAGGCUACGAAAAUUAUGAUCCACAUGAAGGAUCGGUUUUCCACAGUCUUCAAUUAUGACAGUGAUUCAAUGCUUCGGGUUUGGACUGGUAAAGAAGACAUUAGAAGUAUUACCAAGGAUGCUCGCUCUGCGUCUAUGAAGCUUUUGUCCGUCAUGGCUGCCAUCCGCUUGGAUGAGAAGCCAGAUCAUAUUGAAAAAGUUCUCUUUUCUUCUCUAAUGGAUGGAGCUGUUACUGUUUCAUCUUCACAAGAUAGGGAAAUCGGAGCCUCUGUAGACCCUCUCGCCUCAAGCAAUUGGGAAGAGGUUUCUUCAAAGAAUACCUUAAUUACUCCAGUGCAGUGCCAGUCCUUGUGGAGACAGUUCAUAGCGGAGACUGAGAAUGGUGUCACACAAGCUAUUUCAGCACAUGUUAUGGCUGCUACUGCUCGGUGUGAAGAGAUAGCCAACCAGAAAUUCAGUCAGUUGAUCUUCGAUGAGGAUUGGCUGGCAUUGGAAGAAGCUGUCCAAAUUGGCCCCGUACAAGGUUUUGGUAAAAGGCUCAGCUCCAUUUUAAGCACCUAUCUUUCUAAAUAUGACACAGAGGCCACCAUCUACUUUGACGAAGUUGCAAGGAACUCAAAACGACAGCUGUUGGAGUCAAAAGCGUUGGAUUUUGUUUACCCUGCGUACACGACCAUGCUGGGACAUGUACAUUCUAAAGCACUUGAAGAUUUUAAAGUGAGGCUGGAACAAUCGUUAAACAAAGGAGAAGGAUUUACUUUAUCUGUUCGUACCUGUUCUCAGUCUUCUAUGCUUGAGUUUGACAAAGGAUGUGCAGAUGCUGCCAUACAACAAGCUAAUUGGGAUGCUUCUAGAGUUCACGAAAAACUUCAACGUGAUAUAGAUGCACAUGCAUCAUCCAUUUGUAGUGCAAAGUUGUCAGAAUUGAAUUUCAAUUAUGAGAGACAACUGUCUGCAUCUUUAACUGGGCCAGUAGAGGCUCUACUUGAAACUGGUGGAAAAGACACUUGGGGUUCAAUAAGAAAACUACUUAAUCGUGAAACUGAAGUUGCAAUAUCAAAGUUUUCAACUGCAAUUUCCGAUUUUGAGUUGGACAAAGAAACAAUUGCCAAAAUGUUGCAACAUUUAAGGGAUUACUCAAGGAAUGUGGUGGAGAAAGUUGCAAGAGAAGAGGCUAUAAAAAUUAUGAUCCACAUGAAGGAUCGGUUUUUCAGAGUCUUCAAUUGUGACAGUGAUUCAAUGCCUCGGGUUUGGACUGAAAAAGAAGACAUCAGAAGUAUUACCAAGGAUGCUCGCUCUGCAGCUUUGAACCUUUUGUCAAUCAUGGCUGCCAUCCGCUUGGAUGAGAAGCCAGAUAAUAUUGAAAAAGUUCUCUUUUCUUCUAUGUUGGAUGGAACUGUUAUUGUUUCAUCUUCACAAGAUAGGAGAAUAGGAGCUUCUGCAUACCCUCUUGCCUCAAGCACUUGGGAAGAGGUUUCUACAAGAGAUACCUUAAUUACUCCAGUGCAGUGUAAGUCCUUGUGGGAAGAGUUCAAAAUAGAGACUGAGUUUAGUGUCACUGAAGCUAUUUUAGCGCAGGAGGCUUACAAACAGAGUAACAACUGGUUGCCUCCUCCGUGGGCUACUAUGGCGAUUGUCGUUCAUGGUUUCAACCAAUUUAUGCACCUUUCAAAGUAAUUAUGGCCGUUCAUAGUACUAAGUUUGUGCACAUUGUUAAUUACUUGGAAGUCCCAACUGUCUUGUCCAUCUGACAAACAAUGUUCCGUUCUCUUCAAA
Prunus avium (sweet cherry) is the source of this 3447-nucleotide messenger RNA. The record is from RefSeq and is a predicted model, not a curated record. NCBI's taxonomy places the organism in Eukaryota, Viridiplantae, Streptophyta, Magnoliopsida, Rosales, Rosaceae.